GCCUGCGCAAUGACCUGACCGCAGCUCAGCUGUCCAGGGGAGAAGCGGUGGUGACUGGUGGAGCUGUGGGUUGCCCUGGCUUUGUCCCGUAUUCUCCAUCUUGAUCACAAGAGGUCAGCGAAGAGACCGCAGAGUGUGGACCACGUGGGCGCUAGAAGAUGGACACAUCUCAGCGGGCCGCGGUGUCCUUCACAGAUGUGGCGGCCUCGUUCUCAGAGGAGGAGUGGGACAUCCUGGAGGAAUGGCAGCGCCAUCUGUACGGGAACGUGAUGCGCGAGAUCCACAAUGUGCUGCUCGAUCUCGGGUACCAUAUUGACAACUCGGAGGUCCUGUACCGAAUCGUCAGCAAGGAAGAAACCAGCAAGUGUGGUCCGCGCCAGGAAGGGCUUGGACCGGAUAUUAUGUUGAGAAUAAAUUACCAGGGGGCCGAGGUGGAGGACCCUGAGCAGAGGGUCAUAAAGACUGAGGCAGAUUCACUGCCUGAGGUUAAGCAGGAAAAAGGUAUAUAUGACACCGGUGUCCCUGACACAUCCCAGGACGAGGGGCCACGCUCCACCCCAGCAAUGUGCACUCAGUCUCCGUCUUUGCCCCCUGGUCUUGUCGUUUACCCUGUGACUGUAAAGAAGGAGGCAGAGGACGGUGGCGGUGACUCCCAGCUCUCUGCCAACAGUGAGUGGGCAGCAAGUAAAACCAGAGCACUGUGUAAGAGCCGGACCACUGGAGACCCCACACCUGAGCAGACCUGCAUGGAUCGGAUCCGCAGGAGGAAAGGGAUCGCCCAUCAGAUCAAGUCUGUGUCUGGAUUACAUGACUCCGACCAAAACAAACAAACUGAACCCAAAGAGAACAAGGCACCCCGACACCCGCGGCUCUCCCCCGAGUGUGAGCCCAGCUUCAUGGAUAUAAAGCUUCCCUUCCCUGCAGCACGGCCGGUGGAGGAGGUCUAUCCCAUCAGUUUCCAACAGCGUGGGCAGACCUUCAUCAUCUGCAGCGUGUGCGGUAUGACCUUCUGCCAUAAAUCCAGCUUCCAGGUGCACAUGAGGACGCACACAGGGGAGAGGCCCUACAAGUGCUCCUACUGCGACAAGAGCUUCAUCCGCAGCUCCCACCUCAAUAUCCACCUGCGGACACACACAGGCGAGAGGCCCUACAAGUGCCCCGGAUGCGACAAGAGCUUCAGAGAUAACUCCAGCUUCGUCCGACACCAGAGAAUCCACACGGGGGAGAAACCCUAUCAGUGCUCCACGUGCAGGAAGUAUUUCCGGAAGAAGUCCAACCUGAAGGACCAUCAGAGGACACACACGGGGGAGAGACCUUACAUGUGCAAGCACUGCGACAAGAGCUUCCACCAGAGGUCAAACCUCAUGGUCCACGAGAGGAACCACCACAGAGACAGCUGAGCACGACAGAACUGUUCCUUGGAGGGCAGUUUAGGCAUUAACCCUAUACUGUCCUCAGCUAUGGCUGCCGGCCUCCUCCGUAUACUAUUCCAGGGCUAGAAAUCAUUCCCUGGAGAUCCAUCUUCUGCACUACUCGUGACUUCUUGACUGGCAUCCAAUGGAGCUGGACCCUUGUGUAGAUAGUAUUGUCGCCUAGAGUCCAUCAGCAGCUGCUUAUCCAGACUUUGGCGUGCCUGCUACCGCCCCCCUAGCCAUGUCCCUGUGUACUGUAACCAUACAUCCUGUU
Messenger RNA from Bufo bufo (common toad), 1686 nucleotides. Its product is annotated as zinc finger protein 567-like. The record is from RefSeq and is a predicted model, not a curated record. NCBI's taxonomy places the organism in Eukaryota, Metazoa, Chordata, Amphibia, Anura, Bufonidae. The transcript is spliced from 8 exons. Bases 159 to 1400 code for a protein of 413 amino acids. Gene Ontology annotation, biological process: regulation of DNA-templated transcription.